AUGUCUCGCCGUGCAGCAGUCGUAGAAGAGUUUGACGACGACACCGAUCUUCCUCUCCCUUCGAGACCUCUGCCAAACACCGGCUCAUCGGGGCCAUUGUUACAGGAACUGCACAUAUCAGACGACGACGACGACUACGCUCGCCCAGGGCCAGCCUCCCCACACGCUCAGCCAAAUUUUCGCCCUCCUUCUGGUGUGAAUCCGCGAAACACGGUCACGGACAUCACGCCGUAUAAGAACUGGACGUGUAUUUACCCUAUUUACCUGGACGCCAAACGCGCAUAUGGAACUGGUCUUCGUCGGGUGCCUCGGCCUAAUGCGAUCUGGUGGCCGUUGAGUAAAGACAUUGCCGACGCUGCGACCAGUCUCGGAUUGCCUGUUUUACACGAGGUGGGGAAAUCUCAUCCGCGUGAUUGGGAGAAUCCUGGGCGGGUGAGGGUUCAAUGGAAGAAAGACGGGAGGCUAGUCAACCCCAUGUUGAAGACUAAAAAACUCCUCCUCCAAAUGAUCUCAGAGCGGAUACAGUUGGAGAAACCACAAUUAAAACCCGCCCCACCAUAUAUCUUCACCACAAGCAAUCCCGUCUCAGAGUCAACUCAACCUGCUCCAAAACCCGGUAAAGGGAAGACAACGAAGCCGGUACCAACACCUAAGCAGAACAAGCCUCGGACAUCCGCUUUGCCGAGUCCACCAGAACCACACCCGCCGCUUUCUUCUCGAGUCUCGGUGUAUUCUCCUGCGCUGGUCAGUGGCAUCCUUGUCGAUGCAGUCAAGGCAGGCAUGGCAGCGCAAGCCCAGGAAGCGGCGUCUGGGGCCCAACCAGGUUUACCAGGUCAACAACAAGGCAGCGCUGGCGGUAUGCAGAAAGGAAAACGGAAGGUGGUGCGUGUGAGAGGAUAG
Molecule: messenger RNA, 900 nt
Organism: Mycena indigotica
Lineage: Eukaryota; Fungi; Basidiomycota; Agaricomycetes; Agaricales; Mycenaceae
Exons: 3
Coding region: 1-900 (299 amino acids)
Biological process (GO): SRP-dependent cotranslational protein targeting to membrane, signal sequence recognition; SRP-dependent cotranslational protein targeting to membrane
Cellular component (GO): signal recognition particle, endoplasmic reticulum targeting
Molecular function (GO): 7S RNA binding
Source: RefSeq, a predicted model, not a curated record